GCGCUGGCUGUGUAUCGGUCGGACUCCCUGCGCGGCGGGUUCGGGAGCUAGCGGCGGGUUUAUCUACCAGAGCAGGGGCCGGGACCGGACCGGACCGGGACGGGGGUUAUUUCACCGCGGAGACCCCCACCAUGGACGACGGUCUCCUCCAGAGAGACACUGGCCGAGCCCGGAGGAGUCUGGCUGCUCCGGAGCUAAGAGCUAACGCUAGCCUGCAAGAUGGCGAGAUCAUCGAUCUAACGAGUUCCCCGAUGAGGAGCAGGGGCUCGGGGCCGGGGAUGCACCAGAGACACAUGCCCAUGGAGCCCAACAAGUUCCACAUCCCCAGGAAAACCAAGGAGAAGAAAUCUCUUUUCCAGUACGUCUCCACUGAGUCCAGAGAGUUUGAAGACAUGAAAACCAUCCUGGCCUCCAGCUACGUUGACACCAGUUCUGCUGGAUGCUUCACAUACUCCAGUCCUCGGCUCGUCCACAGCGAGCUCCUUGAGAAAGAGUUUGUUGAAAAGAGGAGGGAGAUGAAGGGAGACGGGAGAACGGACAAGGAGCUGGAGGAGAGCUACUGUUUCCUGUUAACUAAUGCCGAGGAGCUGCCCCCCCUCUGUGAGAAAGGCCUGACUUUGGGUCACAACAGGAUCACGUUGCUGGGAAACCCCAGUAAAGGUGUGUAUCUGUCCAGGUACUCCGAUCUGCUGCACUUUAACCUCCUCACUCCCGGAACCACAGGCGAGAUCAUCAUCUUCAAAGUUAUGAAGGGAAAAGUGAAGAGCAUUUAUGAAAACAUGAAGAACCUCCUCGACCCGACGCCGCGGUUCGACAGCCACAUUGCCAAGAACGCCAGUAAAGUUACCUCACUUAACUGUUACCGCGCUUUUGAACUCACACAGCACUACUUUUACGAGUACGCAUUCGAUGAGCUGCGGCAGCGGCCUCGCCACGUCUGUCCGUACGCCGUCGUCACCUUCCACACCAAAGGGAAAGACGCUCCACACCCCACCAAACCUCUCGCACCCCUCAGCAGGUUGAACAAUCAGUCAGCAGAAGGAAAUACAGAGUCUUCUCAGUUUACAGUUUGGACCGGAGAUCUAGUGAAAGAUAACAAGGUUCUUUACCGGAUCUCCCUUCAGUCCAGCUCUCCUCCGUUUCUGCCACACAGGCUCCCAGAGAAGUUAGACAUCGGGUAUCUGAUGAGGCUUGAUCAAGUGACCAAACUCCUCCCCUCCGAGUUGUUCUCCUACAACCUCUACAGCAGCAGCCAGGAAGUCGUGACUCUCGGUCAUUACUGCAGUCUUCUGGAGGUGAUCUGCAGAAAUCGGUCUACGACCAGUGUGACGACGCUGCUUCAGGAGCUGGAGGUCAAGAGAGUGGUUCUGGUAACUGCACUUACAGACAGAGGCUUUAUCUUCCUGCUGUCGAGCGUUCAGAUGGCCACACCUGCCGAGAGGGGAAAGACGUGGAAGAGGUGUCUUCAUGCCCUGUUUGUUUUCCCUGAGACCAGAGAUGUGUCCAAGUCUGUCUCACGGUGUAACUCGCUUUCCCAUGAGUCAUUGAGGCCUGAAGUGUCAGUGAUGCAGAGGCUGAGCAGCUUUGUCCCAGCGCUGCACCACGCUCUGGUCAAAGCCAGAGCCAACCCUCCCCCCAACCUCUCUGCUGGCGUGGAGCUGCAGACACGGGAAUAUCUCAGUGGCCUGAAAGAUGGCAACGUGCGACAGUACCCCAUGACUGAGUACGACUCCAAACCCGACGAGCAAGGAAAACAGUUUGUUCCUCCCAAACACCACCAGGUGAACAUGGAGAGCUACCUGCACUCCUACCUCUCCAAUCCAGCCCAGUACCUGCUGUCGCUGGCCCGGGCCAAGCAGGUGGUGGAACCCUACUGCCUCCCCGAGCAGCCGCCGGACACCAACCCCCGGAACAGCACCGACCCCCGGAACAGCACCGACCCCCGGAACAGCACCGACCCCCGGAACAGCACCGAAGGCCAUAAAGAGCGGACGGUGAAGGACGCAGCAGUCAACAACACGGCCGGGCAGACCGGCGACCGAAAGAGGAAGAUGGAGCAGGAAACGGCAGAGAAGGCACUUAAAUACGUCAAGGCAUCACAGCAACCAGGAAGGCACAGCAAGCUCCCAGGCCUCGUCCAGGCUAAUCAGAGCCAGAGUGCAGCACAAGAGGAGGGAGCAGCAGAGAUGAGCCCAUUUGGGAGGCUGGCCUUGAAGAUGGGCCUCCCGACUAACUGUGACAUCGACCUGAGGAAGCAGGAGGAGUUGGAGGAUCAGACUGCUGGGAGUGUUAGUAGUUUGGAGGGAUUCAGUCCCAGUUCACAUGGCGGGGAGACAAAUCACCCCCGAGCCUCGAGCAAAGGAGGAGGACUGGGGAGGAAAGCAGGAGCUAAUGAAGCAGAGGAGGAAGAGUGGGACAUCCCCUGGAUCCUCAUUCCCAUCACAGGUCUGACUUCGGAGCGCUACGCUCAGAGGAACCGGGACGUCCCUCAGGACCCUCGUUUCCAGCACCUCGGCAAGGCGGCGGCCGUCACCACGGCAACCAAACCUCCCAGCUCGCCCCGGGAGCCCAGCCCGUCUCCCUCCCCGGACGUCGGCCUCCCCCCGUCCCCAGCUCAGUGCCCGUCCCCCGACCCCAGCCCGCCUAAUUCACCCUCCCAGUGCCCGUCCCCCGACCCCAGCCCGCCCAACUCCCCCUCCCAGUGCCCGUCCCCGGAGCCCAGCCCCCCCCCACGGCCCUCCCAGUGCCCGUCCCCGGAGCCCAGUCCUCCCGCUUCUCCUGCCCGGGCCCCGUCGCCCAAGAGCAGCCCCCCCCCACCGUCGUCCAGGUGCCUGGAUCUUAAUGAGCUCAAUCCCCUGAACCACAGCGGUGCUAACGAGCAGCAGUUCGCCCCCACGGCCCUCCGGGAGUUUCCAGGAGCGUCCAGGACGGAAGUGAAGAAGGAAGAGCCUCAUGGCUCUACAUACAUGCAGACGUCUCAUCCUCCGGUUCCAGGGUGGAGGAUUCAGCCCCCAACAUCCCUGACGGGGGCAGUAACCCCCCCCACCCCCGUGAAGGUGGAGCGGGCGGAGCCGGGACCUUCAGAACCGGAGACAGAAGCGUGGCCCAUCGAGAGAGUUCAGAACCGGUGGGAGGAGGAUGACACGGAGCCGGGGGAUCUGGUGAUCGAGCUGGCGAGUGAAAAAACACUGAAAACAGAGGUGGAGGAACCGGACGCCGGCUCUGCAUUUUCCUCCACCGUUUCCUCCACCGUUUCCUCCACCGUCCCCGCUCCUCCCAGAAACAUCGACAGCAUCGUGGACCAACACCUGGGAAACUUUACCUCGGAGUUGCAGCUCCUCCUGCAGGAGAGGAGUGUCCACUGCAGCCUGUCGCAGCCGCCGCCGCUGUCCUCCACGUCAAACACGUCUCAGCACGCACUCCCGUACAACCCGGUGUCCCAGUUCUCCCAGUACGUGUCUUUUUACAACCCCUGCCCCCCGGUGCACGACUACGUGACUUCACUACAAAGCAGCAUUGACUGCAUACUGUCGGAGAACCACGGCUGGCCGGGCCCGAAGGCCGACGCCGGUCCGGCUAAUACCGAAGCCUCGCUGGCCAACACGGUCAGCGACUUCGUGGCCAGCGUCCGAGCCGCUAACGCCGUGACGGAGAGAGACGAUGAGGUCUCGGCUCCGUGCGACGAACGGACAGCAGCCGCUCAGGGCUCAGAGCUCUCCAGAGGAGACGGGGCGUGGAGGUCGGAGGCCAAGUGGAGGAGUUCCCCGACUCGCCACGUCGCGUUAUCCGAUUACGCCAACCCGCUGGAGAUCAGCAGGACGGUCACGCAAAGCGUCCGGCAGACGCACGACACCGACACUCCAAGGACUGUCGUCUGCAGCGCCAGUGUAGAAGACGACGGUCCGAACUGCACCGUGACGGUCGCCGGCCUCAGCGCCGUCUCUCAACCGCCGGGAGACGAUUCCCGCACUUUUGAUCCGGCCUCCGGCUCGGCCUCCGACCCGUUCCCCGAGGCCUGUCCGUCGGCGACCGACCUGAACUCUGUGAUCAACCAGCUGGAGCCGGCGGUGCUCAACAACCUGGUGGAGAUCAUGAAGGACAUCAAGAAGAAGUCCCCGCAGUUCUACGUCCACUGCUCUGAGCCGGGAGACCCCGUCUACGAAGACGUCAAGGAACACUUGCUGACACUGGGGAACGUGCAGCAGAGCCCCGUCGACUUCUUAAACCAGGAGAACUCUGACAGCGGCCUGCUGGUCAUCAUCAAGAACAAAGACAUAGCCGGACACAUUCACAAGAUCCCAGGCCUCAUGUCUCUGAAGCGACACUCCUCGGUGGUGUUUGUGGGAAUCGAUACACUGGACGACAUAAAAAACAACAGCUGCAUCGAGCUUUUCGUGUCUGGCGGCUGUGUCGUGUCGGACGAGUUGGUUCUCAAUCCAGACGUCAUCAGUCACGAUCGACUGGCAACGUUGCUGAGAUUCCUGGAGCAGCACAGUUCUCCGGAGAGCCUGUGGAGGUGGAAGAUUCACUGCAAAACCCAUAAAAAGCUGAAAGAACAAGCCAGGUUCCGGAGAGACGCCGCGAGCAUGCUGGACGUGUUGUCGACCUAUCAGAAGCGGCAGCUCGUGGAGUUCCUCCCGUACCACCACUGUGACACCAACCCGCAGUCUCCCGACCGCAGCUGCCUCGUAGAACAUCAGGCUCGAUACACACAGUUCAGACACACGGUCUUUCUCACUGAGCAUCACCUCGACAAGUUCUACUCCAACGAGGGCAUUAUCGUGGCCGGUAUUGACGAAAUCUUGCACAACUUCGCCAGACUGGUCGGUUGCCACAACAUCAAGGACAAGCAGCUGAUGGUGGAGGAUCUGCUGUCCCCCAAAGAUCCGCUCCAGUCCGUCUCCUCCAGCAGUCGAGCCCAGCAGCUCCCUUCGCCGCCCGGCUCCGUCUUCCCCCCCGACCCGCUCGAGUCCGACCCGCUCGUCCCGGACGCUUUCUGCAAGGACCAGGUGACGAUGGGCCGACACAUGGAGAUGCUGCAGGAGGCGCUGAGGCAGCUGCGGGCCGAACACCGGGAGCAUCUGCAGAAGCUGCAGCAGCAGCAGCACCAGCAGGAAUCUAAAUCACGGGUCGGGCCGGCCAACGGGGGCGACGCCGCCCCGGCUGGGCGGGGAACCCCCGCCAGGAAAGUGGUGGAGAGGACUCACUCGGCGCCGCAGCCAGAACGCACCAGAGCGUACGUCGCUGGGAGGAGAGAGGAGCGAUGGCCGGCGUCCACCGACCCGCGGCAGCGAGGACGGACUCCAGACGGCGGCGAGUCCGGAGAUCAGAGGGGAAACACUCCGACCAGAAACGACAAAGCAGAUGCGGCGACGGGACCGAGCAACCGCACGGAGCCGGCCAACGACGGGAGGAAAGAAAACACGGAUCAGGAACCCGGCGUCUGCAGGGCGGCCGAGUACGACGGGUCCAGGGCGGGUUCGGGAGAAGACGACGGGUCACGAAAAGGACAGUCGCGUCUGGAUGAUCAGCCCGUCUCCGCAGAAGGAGCUCCAGCGAGAAGCAGCUCAGCCGGGCCGGGGACUCCCCCUGUGACGGACCCGGGCCCCGGCCCGGGCCCUCAGCCCGGCCAGCAGCAGCAGCAGCAGCAGCAGCAGCAGCGGAGGAGUUUCCCCCAGCAGCCGCCUCCGUACGCCCAGCAGCCGCGGCGGAGCCUGGGCCUCCUGCAGACGCCGCUGGCCCCGUUCCACGGCCAGUCGUACCCCCACGGCCCGCUCCUGGGGGGGGUGAGGGGCAUCCUGGGGCCCGGGCACCUCUGGCCGGCGGGCCUGGCCUCCACGGGCUCCCCGCUGGUCUGGGGCUUCCAGCAGACCGGCGUGGACCUGCUGGGCCGGUACUACAGCCCUGCAGGCCCGGGACACGUGUACCGGGGGGGCCGGCGGGGCGGCGGCUUCAACGGGAUGUAGACGAGCAGUUUCACUCGUUAAAGGAAGAGAGUCCAAACGCACCGUCUUUUAUCUACGGAGCCCCUCAAGGGACACAGAUUUAUUUUAAUAUAUAUAAAGAUUUUUUCGCGUAAAACCUUUAAGUGAGCGUCUAAAAGUUGUUCUACGUGAGCACGUAAAGGUAAUACAUGCGCGCGUGAAACUUUUUACGCGCUCGCUAGAAGUUUUAUGCGAUCAUCUUUUCGUUGCACUACAAAAACUCAAAAUCUUACCAGGAAUAUUUCUUAUUUUUAGUUAAAAUAUCUCAUUUUUAGUCAAAAAAUCAUUACCAGAAAAAUAACUUCUUUGGCAAUUUUCACCUGUUUCAAGUAAAUUUUCACUUGAAAUUAGUAGGAAAAUCUGCUAGUGGGACAAGAUUUACCUUCUAAUGAUAGCAAAAAAAAUAUUUUCUUUUUUCUUUUUCUUUUUCUACUUAUUUUAAGUGAGAAUCUACUUGAAACGGGUGAAAAUUGUUGUUUUUUCCAGUGAUGAGUCUUGUUUUAAGUGUAAUAAGAUUUUUUUGACUAAAAAUGAGACAUUUUAACUAGAAAUGAGACAAAUAUUCUUGUUAAGAUUUUGAGUUUUUGCAGUGUGGUUGAUGGUUGGGUAUAUUUUGUGAUUUAAGUUUCAGGCGCGUGCUUAAAACUUUACGUGCUCAUGUAAAACUUAUAAGCGAGCGCGUAAAAGUUUCACGCACGCACGCACGCAUUACCUUUACGUGCUCACGUAGAACAACUUUUAGGCGCUCACUUAGAAGUUUUACGAGAGCACGUCACACUUUUUAGUGAGUGCAGAAACGUUUUACGUGCUCACUUAAAGGUUUCACGUGUGCACGUAAAAGUCAUUAUAUAUAAAAAAAAUCUGUGUCCCUUUAGGGUCUCCGUAUUUAUCCCAGCAGCAGUGGCGGGUUUUUCUUUUCUCGGUUAUAGAAGGACUGGUGGGUUCUAUUGAACCCGAACGGCGAUUCUUCGGUCCAGUUCUUCGUUGGAGCUGAUGUAUUAGUUUUAUGAUUAACGAUGCGUUUGAGCAGUUUCUCCUUUAACCGGAUUUGUGAACGUCUGUGCAGCAGAGAUUCCUGCACUGCAUUAAAAAAAAAAGAACUAAACAAAAGAAAAAGGAUUUUCAUGGUUUAGUUUUGACAAAAGUAUAUUUAUGUAUGUUUAUGUAUCUGAAAAAGUGGGGAAAAACGGUUUGAAGCCUUCAGUUGUCACUACUUGUUAAUAUUAAACACAUGUACAGCAAUACAAGUAAAUAAAUAAAACAGCCGACAAAACAAGCAAGAGCAGCACUGGCGUAAAACAGAUGUAAAUGAGUUGUAUCAGAUCACAUUUCCUUAAACAACAAUUUACUAUUUUAUUACUGUUUACUAUUAUAAAGACGAGAGAAUUGAAGUGGCCGAUUCCUCCUCCGGGCCUUGAACGCACCACCACCGUGGUUUGCAGUAAUGUUCUCCAGGAAAGAGCACAGCGUUGUUUUCGGACACAGACGGAUCUUCUUUUAUACUUCAGGAGGGUUUUUCUCUGCGUGGAAACUCAACUGACCCGUUUUGGGGAAACUAAAACUGUAAAAUACGAACGCAUCUUCCAGUGGACACUUGUACAAAGUUGUAAUGAAUGUUAUUUGUUACACUGGGAGUUUUUUGUGUUGUCUUUGUUGUUAUUGUGUACCCUGUAACAAACUGGUUUUAACUUAAAGAAAAAAAAAAGUCAUUUUUUUGUAUGUUUCUUUUUUAUAUCAGAGUUUUUGUAUUAAAGUUCCUUGAGAUGACUUUGCUUCGACAUGUAUUUAUUUUUUAUAAUCAUUUGAAUAACAGGAAUGCUGGUAUCAAACCACUUUUAUUAUCUUAAACGGCCUCCACACCGACCUUUUUAGGCAUCUGUUUCUGCAAAAUUGAAAGAGGAAUAUUAAGUUUGUAAUGUGUGUAAAGUGAUGAUUAAAUUCGGAGUUGGAGAUCUCAAA
Cololabis saira (Pacific saury) is the source of this 7943-nucleotide messenger RNA. RefSeq lists its product as uncharacterized. The record is from RefSeq and is a predicted model, not a curated record. Gene Ontology annotation, cellular component: heterochromatin; nucleoplasm. The coding region runs from base 132 to 5966 and encodes 1944 amino acids. The transcript has 27 exons. Lineage: Eukaryota; Metazoa; Chordata; Actinopteri; Beloniformes; Belonidae. Gene Ontology annotation, biological process: protein localization to heterochromatin; negative regulation of gene expression, epigenetic. Gene Ontology annotation, molecular function: chromatin binding.